AUGAAUAUCCAAAGACAAGCUUUAAAAACAGAAAUAAAAUCAUUGCAAAAUGUAGAAAGUGAUAAGUUGUAUUUUUCUAUUUUAGUAGAAAACACUUUAAAUAUGGCUUUAUACAAUGUUUCAAUCAAAACUUUUAUUCAAAAUCUUCAAAAAACACAAAAAGAAUCGGAAAUACAAAUUAUUACUUAUAAUGAGGAGGUUUUACAAAUUUUUGAAUUUGAUCAACAACCAAUUUUAUUAAGGGAUUCAAUAAAAGAGAUAAAAUUUUCCAAAACAAGUAACCAAGCAAAUUUUGGAUUGGCUUUACAAGAAUGUUAUAAAAAUAUUGAGUCAUUUAGAUCAGAUACUUCUAUUUCUAAUAUUAUAAUAUUUUCAAGUGGAAUAUCAAGUGAUGAUUCAUCAGAUGGUUUAGUUGAAAUUAUGAGUUUAGAAAAUAAUUUUAUUUAUGGUAUUGCAGGUUGUGGUGAAGAAGGAGUUAAGAAUUUACAAACAUUAUUACCAGAUAUAGUUGUGAUUCCAUUUAGCAAAAAUCCAAGUAAAGAUAUUUCAAAUUUAUUGAAAAGUUCAGAUUUAAAUUCAGAACAAGGAUCAUCAAUUAAUUGUCCAAUUAAUAUUGAAGUUUUUCCACAUUCAAAUGAAACUCAAUCAAUUAAAGAUGAUUUAUAUUUAGACAUAGUUUUAAAACCAGAUGGAAAUACAUCAUGUAUACCAUCUGGUUCAAAAAUUAAAUUUUUACCAAGUAAAUAUUACUCUGGAUAUACAAUUCAAAUUAAAAAUGAUAUUUUAUUUGGUCACCCAUAUGAAGAAACAAUUAGAUUAGAUUAUAAAAAGGGUCAAAUUGAAAAGAGCCAAUAUCAAAAUUUCCCAUCGCAUAUUGAAUUUAAUAUUGAAUUAUUUAAUGAUAAAGAAAAUAUAAUUGAAGGAUUCAUUUGGUUAAAUAUUUGUUACUUUUUAGGUGACUUAAAAUCAAAAUAUAGAGUUUCAAUUGGUGUUGAAGGUGGUAUUGGAAAUGGUAAAAGUACAUGUUUAAAUGGAUUUGUAAAUUUAUUUAAUCCAACAUUUGAUUUUGUUGAAUAUUUUAUUGCAAAUCGUUCAAAUGGUGACCAUGUUACAAGAUCUGUGGAUUGUACAUCAUUAAAAGAAAUUUUACAAUCAAAAUAUGAUAUUCAUCCUGUUCAAGAAUCUUUUAAGGAUAUCGAUAUUGUAUGGACCGAUACAUGGGGUUUUGUAGAUACUGAUGUUGAGUUAAAACAUAAAGCCGAGGGUAGAAUUCAUCAUGGUACAUCAAAAAAUGAUUGUUUAAUUCAACUACCAAAUGAAGAAUAUCGUAUUGAUUGUUUCAUAUUUGUUGUUUCAAUUAGAAAUUUCAAUGAUGCAACAGCAAUGUCAAAAAUUGAAAAAAAAAUUCAAGAAGUUAUAAAAGUUGGUAUAACACCUUUGAUGGCAAUUACAUUUGUUGAUUCACUAACUAAAAAUGUUUUCCAAGAACUUUUAAAUAAAGUAAAUGAAUUAUCAAUUCAAAAAUCAAAUACUUUUAUUAUUAAUAAUUACACUGAAAAUGAAACAACUAAAGAUAUUUCAAAAGAUAUUCAAUAUCUUAGAUUAUUAACAAAAGCAGUUCAACUUUGUAAAAUUAAAAAUGAAAAAGAUUUAAUAACUCAAAGUAAAAAUCAAAAUCAAAAUUUAGCUCCUUCAAAAUCAAAUGAAACAUCAUUUUUACAAUCAACAAUUAAUAAUAUUAUUUCUCCAAUUAAACAUACAACAACUAAACAACCUAUUUUUUCAAUAGAACCAAAAACUAUUACAGUUACAAUCGAUAUCAUUCAAGAUAUUAAUUCUGAAAAAUUUUUACAAACUUUUGAAAUUGAAGCAAUUUUAGAUCAUACAUUUUUAGAGUUAAAAGAUAUUUUAAGAAAUGAAAUUGAUCCAAAUAUUAAUAUUAGUGAUUGGAAUUUAACAAAAGAAAAUGGAACAAUUUUAUUAGAUUCUUCAAAAUUAUCUUCAAUUUGUAAAAAUUUAACAAUUGAUUCCAUAAAGUUAGUUUUAAAGAAAAAGGAAAAAUUAAUUAAUUAA
This is a messenger RNA of Dictyostelium discoideum AX4, 2073 nucleotides long. RefSeq lists its product as hypothetical. The coding region runs from base 1 to 2073 and encodes 690 amino acids. The record is from RefSeq and is a predicted model, not a curated record. NCBI's taxonomy places the organism in Eukaryota, Evosea, Eumycetozoa, Dictyosteliales, Dictyosteliaceae. The transcript is spliced from 3 exons.